This is a messenger RNA of Sapajus apella (tufted capuchin), 2380 nucleotides long. It is a transcript of the gene MBOAT4, whose product is annotated as membrane bound O-acyltransferase domain containing 4. Lineage: Eukaryota; Metazoa; Chordata; Mammalia; Primates; Cebidae. Gene Ontology annotation, cellular component: endoplasmic reticulum membrane. The transcript is spliced from 3 exons. Gene Ontology annotation, molecular function: serine O-acyltransferase activity. Gene Ontology annotation, biological process: peptidyl-serine octanoylation; lipid modification. The coding region runs from base 44 to 1351 and encodes 435 amino acids. The record is from RefSeq and is a predicted model, not a curated record.
UUAAGGACAUUGGAAAAGACAGGAUCUUUUGCUCUGGUUCAUAAUGGAGUGGCUUCGGCUGUUCUUUCUCCAUCCUGUAUCAUUUUAUCAGGGGGCUGCAUUUCCUUUUGCACUUCUGUUCAAUUAUCUCUGCAUCAUGGAUUCAUUCUCCAUUCAUGCCAGGUACCUCUUUCUCCUGGCUGGAGGAGGCGCCCUGGCUGUGGCUGCCAUGGGUCCCUAUGCCGUGCUUGUCUUCACCCCUGCUGUCUGUGCCGUGGCUCUCCUCUGUUCUCUAGCCCCAUGGCAAGUCCACAAGUGGACCUUCUGCUUUCAGAUGAGCUGGCAGACCUUGUGUCACCUGGGUCUGCACUACACUGAGUAUUUCCUGCAUGAGCCUCCUUCCGUGAGAUUCUGCAUCACUCUUUCUUCUCUCAUGCUCUUGACCCAGAGGGUCACGUCCCUCUCUCUGGACAUUUGUGAGGGAAAAGUGGAGACAGCAUCUGGAAUCAUCAGGAGCAGGAGCUCUUUAUCUGAGCAUGUGUGUAUGGCACUGCCCUACUUCAGCUACUUGCUCUUUUUCCCUGCUCUUCUGGGAGGCUCUUUGUGCUCCUUCCGGCGAUUUCAGGCUCGUGUUCAGGGGUCCCAUGGUUUGUAUCCCAGCCGCUCUUUCUGGACUCUGAGCUGGAGAGGUCUGCAGAUUCUUGGACUAGAGUGCCUAAACGUGGCUGUGAGCAGGGUGGUGGGUGCCGGAGUGGGACUGACUGAUUGCCAGCGAUUCGAGUGCAUCUAUGUCAUGUGGACCACAGCUGGGCUCUUCAAGCUCACCUACUACUCCCACUGGAUCCUGGACGACUCCCUCCUCCAUGCAGCAGGCUUUGGGUCUGAGCUUGGUCAGAGCUCUGGAGAGGAGGAAUAUGUCCCUGAUGCAGACAUCUGGACCCUGGAAAGAACCCACAGGAUAUCCGUGUUUGCAAGAAAGUGGAACCAAAGCACAGCUCUAUGGCUCCGACGACUUGUAUUCCAGAACAGCAGGGCUUGGCCAUUGUUUCAGACAUUUGCCUUCUCUGCCUGGUGGCAUGGACUCCAUCCGGGACAGGUGUUUGGUUUCCUUUGUUGGGCUGUGAUGGUGGAAGCUGACUACCUGAUUCACUCCUUUGCCAAUGGGUUUAUCAGAUCCUGGCCGAUGAGGCUGUUCUAUAGAACCCUCACCUGGGCCCACACCCAGUUGAUCAUUGCCUACAUCAUGCUGGCUGUGGAGGUCAGGAGGCUUUCUUCUCUCUGGUUGCUCUGUAAUUCUUACAACAGUGUCUUUCCCAUGGUGUACUGUAUCCUGCUUUUGCUAUUGGUGAAGAGAAAGCACAGAUGUAACUGACAUCUUUCCCUGGCUUUCAUCUUAUACACCCAUGAAACAGUUUAGAAAGUGCCAGAUUACUGAGACCAGCUCAGUCACAGAGACCGCCCCCCCACCACAUGCACACACCCACAGGUGGUGCUGAAGGAAUUAAGAAACAAACACAAAGAGAGUGCAAAGUGAGACUGUCGGAGCUAACAGCCUUCCACGUUGACAGCCUCAAGCAGACUUUGACCCACAUAUUUAUUCUCUCUGAACAGGAGAUUAUUAUUAACAAACAGGUGUUCUGUGUUUUCUCAUAGAACAAAAAUAAACUAGGCAGGUAGCUGGUGCCUACUUACCACUGAUCAAAGACAAACUAGAAAGCAUUCUCCACGAGGGAGCCAUGGGGGCAGGGUCACAUAUCCCAUGCUUGAAGAACUAGUUUAACUGGUGUGUAAUAUAGACAUACUGUUUACUACUUUAGAACACCCUGAGCAGUUUUCUGCUUUGGGGGCCGGCUCAGUUUUCCUUGCUGUGGCUCUCAGCAAACAAUAUAGUCCAUCACACACUCAGCACCAGAUGAGGCAUCAGUGAUGCAUACAUUUGAGCUUUUCCAUAAUAAAAAAUUUUCUAAAGUUUUGGAUGAAUAUACCAAAUGACUUGCAGUAGGGAUGUGUGUGUCUGCUUUAGCAAGCUCUUCUGCUGAUGCUGAGGAUACAAAAAGGAAAAAGAUGUGGUUUCUUCCCUUUAGGUUUACAGCCUAGAUGUGGAAGAAAAGAUUAAGUAAAGUGAAACAUAAAAGCACAAGGUGCAAUGAACCAGAUGGCAAAUACUCUAUAUAUAGACACCCCAAAAUUGAGUGUUCAGUUGGCCCACCUGAUCCUGGAAUGGGAACUUUAGCAACACAAAACCAAACCAAAACAAAACCUAACUCAUUAUCAUAUUGGUUUGUUACAUGAACUAGAGAUUCAUACCCAUUCAUAAGUUUCAAAAUUUUGUCUAAAUUUGUAAAUUUGGGUCAGGUGCAGUGGCUCAUGCCUGUAAUCCCAGCACUUUACGGGGCUGAGG